Coccomyxa subellipsoidea C-169 is the source of this 993-nucleotide messenger RNA. RefSeq names its product DHQS-domain-containing protein. The record is from RefSeq and is a predicted model, not a curated record. The transcript has 8 exons. NCBI's taxonomy places the organism in Eukaryota, Viridiplantae, Chlorophyta, Trebouxiophyceae, Coccomyxaceae. Gene Ontology annotation, biological process: aromatic amino acid biosynthetic process. The annotation marks the transcript as partial. Gene Ontology annotation, molecular function: oxidoreductase activity; 3-dehydroquinate synthase activity.
CAGUCUGUGCUGACGGCUGCCUUGGAAGCCGGUGUGACAACCUUUCUCUUCGACGGCCCCAGCACUGCUCUGGCGCAUGACUGGAGUCAGCUCGCGCGGUUCACUGCAGUCUCCGUGGAUGGCACUGAUAUCAGGGAACUCACCUCCAACAAGCGGCUGGGCCAGCAUCGGAGCGUUUCCUCUGGGGAGGAGUUGAAAGCGUUGCAGUCCGAGAGCAUCGCUGAUGGCAUCACCGUCCUUGACAUGGCGGACUGGCGCAUCAUCCCCGCUGAGAACCUGCAGGGAUCAGGAGCGCAGCUGAUGCCGAUCGCAACAUCAGCAGCAGAUGCAAAGAUCAUGCUGGAGGCACUAGAAACUGGCACCGAUGGGGUGGUCCUGCGGACAGACACAGCAGCUCAGGUGUGGCUGCAGCAGAAGGAGGCAAAGGACGCAGAGCGCCUGGAGUAUGAGGUUGGCACAGUGACGCGCUUGGAACCUGUGGGCAUGGGAGACAGGGUGUGUGUGGAUCUGGCGAGCCUGCUGGUCCCUGGGGAGGGCCUCCUGGUGGGCUCCUUUGCCAGGGCGUUAUUUCUGGUGCACUCCGAGUGCAGCGAGAGCGCAUACAUCAACAGCCGCCCCUUUCGCGUCAAUGCCGGCCCGGUGCAUGCAUAUGCGGCGGCGCCAGGCGGCAGCACGGCGUAUCUGGCCGAGCUGAAGAGCGGUUCGGAAGUGCUGGUGGCUGACGCGCAAGGGCGGCAACGAGUGGCCAUUGUGGGGCGCGUCAAAGUCGAGCGGCGGCCCCUGGUGCUUUUGGAGGCUGAGACUCCAGAUGGGGAGGCGCACAGCCUGCUGCUGCAGAAUGCCGAGACUGUGCGACUCAUUGGCCCGUCAGAGCCACUAGGCAAGGCAGUGUCUGUGUCUGAGCUGCAGGUUGGUCAGGCUGUGUAUGUGAGGAGACAAGCCGCGGCCAGGCACACUGGCAUAAGCAUCGAUGAGUUCAUAAGGGAACGAUGA